AUGGGAGGCGCCAGGAGAUCGAUGGCCGAGGAAAUGGUCGUGUGGGCGGCGGAGGACGAACACUGGACGGAGUGGAGAUGCCGGAAGCACACAUCCUCCUCCCAGCCCCGUGAUGGCAUUUGCCCUGGCUGCCUCCGCGACCGCCUCCUCCGCCUCUGUCCCGACUGCGCCAACGAACGCCCCUGCAGCUGCUUCCGCCCCUCCUCCUCCUCCUCUUCCUCCUGCUCCUCCGUUUCCUCCAUCUCGCUCGCCGAUCUCGCGGGAUCCGCCGGAGGCGGCGCCGGGAUCGGGGCAGUGGGACUCGUGUCGAGGUUGAUCGACAGCGAGCCGGCGUUCCGGCGGUCCAGAUCCGUCGGCUUCCAGCUCCUACGAACGAGAUCGGUCGCCAGACACGUCGACGGCGGGGAAGCUCCACGGCGGCCGAAUCGAGGGAGGAGGUGGGCGUUGUUCUGGCCCUUCCCGAGGGCGGCGGUAGGGAAGGAGUCAGCGGCGGAGCUAUCGAGGUCAAGGUCGGUGGGGGCGGCGGGAUUGGCAGGACCCCGCGGCGGGGAGGACAGGGGAAAAGCAUGGGGGUGGCAUUUCCCGAGCCCAAUGAACGCUUUCCGGCACCGGCGGUCGACGAAGCUCGUACAUGAGAGGUCGCCGUUGUACUUAUUCCGCGGGUGA
Molecule: messenger RNA, 666 nt
Organism: Musa acuminata AAA Group (dessert banana)
Lineage: Eukaryota; Viridiplantae; Streptophyta; Magnoliopsida; Zingiberales; Musaceae
Exons: 1
Coding region: 1-666 (221 amino acids)
Source: RefSeq, a predicted model, not a curated record